AUGGAGAAAAGAGAAUUCUUGGAUAUGUGGAAAGAAAUUCCUGAGCAAAACGAGCAGCAGUUUACAAUUCAGAACACUCAAAAUCUAACAGCAGACGCGAUUUGUGCCAAGCUUCAGCAGAAUAAUGUGAUGACAGUAGCGAGACGUAGUGUUGAAGGGCAAGAGCUUCUCUAUCACUCGAUAAAAUACACAAAUAACAUUUUUGUGCUUAGCGAACUGAAGAUUCAUCAAGCAUCCACGGCACUUACCCUGUCGUUGAAGUCACGUCAUGUCCCAGCAGUUGCGAACAUGAAUGAGAUGUUCCAGCUUAUUCUCAGCAAUUAG
Messenger RNA from Ostertagia ostertagi, 324 nucleotides. NCBI's taxonomy places the organism in Eukaryota, Metazoa, Nematoda, Chromadorea, Rhabditida, Trichostrongylidae. The record is from the annotation of a GenBank genome assembly.